AUAUUAACCAAUUCGUAUUGAUGGAGCAAGAUGUUAUCUCCAAUAUUUUUCACCUAAAACACUUCUUGUUGAGCUUCAGCUUUAGCUUCGUUGUUGCUUACUGAAAAUUUCUCUCAAUAUGGGAAAUAUUGUGUCUUUCCAAUGUUCUGGUGUUGAAGUACUGGAUCGUAUCAUUGGAUGUUUAUGUGAUAAAGGUUAUAUUCGAACCCUUAAGGAGAAUCUUAGGGCUCUGGAGAGGGAAAUGGAAGAUCUCAGAGCAAUAAAAGAUGAGGUGCAGAACAAGGUAGUGAGAGAGGAGACACGCCAUAAACAAAAGCGUAAAGCUGUCCAGGUAUGGCUUACCCGUGUUGAGAGCAUCGACACAGAAUUUAAUAAUGUGCUUAGUGCUAGUCCCGUUCAGCUUCAAAAGUUGUUUUUCUGUGGUUUAUGUUCUAAAAAUGUAUGUUCGAGCUACAAUUAUGGGAAAACCGUAUUCUUGUUGCUCGAAGAGGUUAGGAAACUCAACUCGGAGGGUAAUUUUGAAGAGGUUGUUGAGCCAGCUCCGACAUCUGAAAUGGUGGAAAGGCCUACUCAGCCUACGAUUGGUCAAGAUAGAAUGCUGGAGAAGGCAUGGAAACGCCUUAUGGAAGACAAUGUCGGAAUCAUGGGUCUGCACGGUAUGGGUGGUGUAGGCAAAACUACACUCUUCAAGAAAAUCUACAAUAAGUUCUCUGAAAUAGCUGGUACGUUCAACGUUGUGAUCUGGAUCGUGGUGUCUCAAGGCGCAACGAUAUCAAAGCUUCAAGAAGAUAUUGCAGAUAAACUACACCUUUGUAGCGACGAGUGGAAGAACAAAAGUGAAAGUGAUAAGGCCGCUGAUAUAUACGACGAUUUAAAAAGGAAGAGAUUUGCUUUGAUGCUUGAUGAUAUAUGGGAGGAGGUGGAUUUAGAAGCCAUUGGUGUUCCCUUUCCGACAGAAGAGAAUAAAUGCAAAGUAGCAUUCACCACUCGUUCUCAGGAAGUAUGUGGGCGGAUGGGGGAUCAUGACGCAAUGGAAAUCAAAUGUUUGGAACGAGAUGAAGCAUGGGAAUUGUUUAAAAGCAAAGUCGGAGACAAUACAUUAAGUAGAGAUCCAGGCAUUGUCAAGCUAGCAAGAAGGGUUGCUGAUAAGUGUCGUGGUCUGCCACUAGCGCUUAAGGUAAUUGGUAAGGCAAUGUCAUCUAAAACUACAGUACGAGAAUGGGAGCAUGCAAUGGAUGUUUUGACAAGAUCCGCUGCAGAGUUUUCUUCUGACAUGGAAAAUAAAAUUCUUUCAAUUCUGAAGUUCAGCUAUGAUAGCUUGGGGGAUGAACAAAUCCAGUCUUGUUUCUUGUAUUGUGCUCUGUUUCCAGAAGAUGAAUUGAUAGAUGUUGAUGACUUGAUACACUUAUGGAUAUGCGAGGGAUUCCUGGGGGAAUACCAAGUUAUAAAAGAAGUGUAUAAUAAGGGUUAUGCUAUGCUUCGUACCCUUCUCCGUGCAAAUUUGCUCACAGAGAGUGGCACAGAAUCUGUUGUGAUGCAUGACGUGCUUCGGGAAAUGGCUCUGUGGAUUGCAUCCGAUUUUGGGAAACAAAAAGAGAAUUUUGUUGUGCAAGCAAACGUCGGAUUAGUUGAAAUACCACAAGUCAAGGAUUGGGGAGCUGUGAGAAGGAUGUCAUUAAUGAAGAAUAAGAUUAAAGAGAUAACAUGCAGCAGUUCCAAGUGUUCUCAACUUACAACUCUGUUCCUUCAAAAGAAUCAGUUGAAGAAUCAAUCAGGUGAGUUCAUACGGUCUAUGAAAAAGCUAGUUGUUUUGGAUUUGUCGAAGAAUUCCAACUUGAGUGAACUUCCAGAGCAGAUAUCAGAGCUGGACUCCUUGCAGUAUCUUGACUUGUCUUAUACAAGUAUAGAGAAACUGCCGGUUGGUCUCCAAGAGCUGAAAAAGCUAACUCACCUGAUUUUACAUGCUACAAGGAAACUUCGUAGUAUCAGUGGGAUAUCAAGGUUGGUGAGUUUAAGAGUGUUGAGUCUGUUUGGAUCUAGUGUUCAUGGAGAUGUUAGUGUAUUAAUGGAGCUGCAGCUCUUGGAGAAACUACAAGUUCUAAUGAUAACGGUAUCGGAGGAGUUAAGUUUGGAGCAUAUAUUAUUAGGGGAUCAAAUCAAAAGGUUGGCAAACUGCAUAACAUAUCUGGAGAUUAUCGAUUUUCAAGAAAAGCCACUCGAUUUAUCAUCCUUGCCGAGUAUGGAGAAUCUUAAUGAGCUCAUUGUGGUCAGUAGUCAUGUCGUGGAGAUUUAUACAGAUAUAAAAUGCAGAGAAAGCGAGACAGACUCGUCUCACGAACGCAAUCCGAAAAUUCCAUGCUUUACCAACCUCUGCAACGUGCGUAUAGGCAACUGCCAUAGCAUUAAGGAUCUGACUUGGCUAUUGUUUGCUCCAAAUCUUACUGUUCUAUACAUUGAAGAUUUAAGAGAAGUGGAAGAAGUUAUAAACAAAGAGAAAGCAACCGAUCUUACAGGUAUUACCCCAUUUCAGAAACUACAAAUCUUAGAUGUGGAUGAUUUGCCGAAGCUGGAGAGUAUCUACCGGAGUCCUCUCCCCUUUCCAUUUUUGAGGCGCAUAAGUGUAUGGGUCUGUCCAAAGCUGAGAAAGUUUCCCUUAAAUGCUACAAGUGCUCCACGACUUGAGGAAUUUGAAAUAUAUACGGAACGGAAGGAUCCAGUACAUGAAAAUGACCUUGAAUGGGAGGACGAAGAUACAAAAAAUCGUUUCUUGCCUUCAAUCCGUGGGCUGCUGCGGAAGAAGGUCUAAAAAAUCCAUUACUCAGGAUUGGGAUUCCUCACUUUCUGAAAUCAGAAUCCACGCUCUUCUUCUUCUUAGUACUUUCUCUGUUCUUGUGGUGUGUGUGUUGUGCAUUUGGAUUGUAUAAUUGAUUUUGCUUUGCAUUUGGAUUAUAUUUGUGGAGUGUGUUGUGGACCUGUGGUUGUUCACUUGGAUUGCGGUUUUCAUUUUCCAAUUGCUAUUCCUCAAGUCAUCAAAUUGAUGAUUUGAAAAUGUA
Messenger RNA from Camelina sativa (false flax), 3053 nucleotides. RefSeq names its product putative disease resistance protein At1g61190. The record is from RefSeq and is a predicted model, not a curated record. Gene Ontology annotation, molecular function: ADP binding; protein binding. NCBI's taxonomy places the organism in Eukaryota, Viridiplantae, Streptophyta, Magnoliopsida, Brassicales, Brassicaceae.